Molecule: messenger RNA, 992 nt
Organism: Corylus avellana
Lineage: Eukaryota; Viridiplantae; Streptophyta; Magnoliopsida; Fagales; Betulaceae
Source: RefSeq, a predicted model, not a curated record
ACCCUACAAAACACGUCUUUAUUCUUUACUCGUGGGCUUAAACCCUAGCAGUACUCCAACGCCACCACACACCUCCACACAAAGCUAUGGCUUUGGAUCCGAAGGCCGUGAAAUCGGAUUUGGUUCUGAUCCUGGACUUCGGUUCCCAGUACACCCACCUCAUCACGCGCCGAAUCCGAUCCCUUUCCGUCUUCUCCCUAUGCAUCUCCGGCACCUCCACGCUCUCCGCCAUCGCCGAGCUGAACCCGCGCGUGGUGAUUCUCUCUGGCGGACCCCACUCCGUCCAUACGGUGGACUCCCCGUCGUUCCCGUCAGGGUUUCCGGAGUGGGCCCAGGAGAACGAUGUGGUCGUUUUGGGCAUCUGCUACGGCCUCCAGCUCAUCGUCCAGCGGCUCGGCGGCGAGGUCCAGGUCGGCGAGAAGCAGGAGUAUGGGAGAAUGGAGAUCCACGUGGAUUCGGCUCCGGCCCGGGGGCUAUUCGGGUCGAAGCGGGUCGGGGAUAAGCAGGUCGUGUGGAUGAGCCACGGCGACGAGGUGGCGCGCUUGCCCGACGGGUUCGAGGUCGUGGCCCGAAGCCAGCAAGGUGCGGUGGCGGCGAUCGAAAACCGUGCUAAGAGGUUUUACGGGCUUCAGUACCACCCGGAGGUGACACAUUCACCUGAAGGAAUGGAAACGCUACGGUACUUUCUCUUUGAGGUUUGUGGAGUCACUGCCGGAUGGAAUAUGGAAAAUGUAUUGGAUGAAGAAAUAAAAGUGAUCAAAGACACGGUGGGACUCGAAGAUCAUGUGAUAUGUGCCUUAUCGGGUGGUGUGGAUUCCACGGUUGCUGCUACUCUUGUCCAUAAGGCAAUUGGAGAUAGGCUUCAUUGUGUUUUUGUUGACAAUGGUUUAUUGAGGUAUAAGGAGAGAGAACGAGUGGUAGAAACCUUUGAAAGGGAUCUUCAUCUGCCUUUCCAAAAUGCAGAGGUUACUGUCAACGGGCUUAAACACUGA